Messenger RNA from Anopheles cruzii, 411 nucleotides. Its product is annotated as zinc carboxypeptidase-like. The coding region runs from base 1 to 411 and encodes 136 amino acids. Gene Ontology annotation, biological process: proteolysis. The record is from RefSeq and is a predicted model, not a curated record. The transcript is spliced from 2 exons. Lineage: Eukaryota; Metazoa; Arthropoda; Insecta; Diptera; Culicidae. Gene Ontology annotation, molecular function: metallocarboxypeptidase activity; zinc ion binding.
AUGAACUAUUUCAUUAGCAUUAAGGACAAUAUUCAUGCGUAUUUCGCCUUCCAUUCGUACGGGCAGUAUAUCCUGUUUCCGUACGGACACACAAACACCUAUUACUCCGAAAACUACUAUGAUAUGAUGGAAAUGGGAGAAGCGGCAGCUAUCGCUAUCUUCCAAAAAUAUAAAACUACAUACGAAGUCGGUACAACGGCUGAUGUACUAUAUAUCAAUUCUGGAUCUUCCCGUGACUGGGCGCAUGGUACGCAAGGAGUACCCGUAGCUGCUACGAUCGAGUUCCGCGACACGGGUUAUCACGGGUUCAUUCUACCGCCAGAGCAAAUCAUUCCUAACGCCAUAGAAAUUUUAGACGGUUUGGUUGCAUUUCUACGUAAGGGUAAAGAAAUUGGAUAUUUCACUGUUUAA